This is a messenger RNA of Parus major (Great Tit), 2462 nucleotides long. RefSeq names its product RNA binding protein, mRNA processing factor (gene RBPMS). The record is from RefSeq and is a predicted model, not a curated record. The coding region runs from base 67 to 654 and encodes 195 amino acids. The transcript is spliced from 9 exons. NCBI's taxonomy places the organism in Eukaryota, Metazoa, Chordata, Aves, Passeriformes, Paridae. Gene Ontology annotation, molecular function: mRNA binding.
GCCCCCAGCACCGCCCGCCCGGACGCGGCUGCCGCCGGCGGGACGAGGAGCCUGGCCGGUCGCACCAUGAGCAGCGUCCCCGCCGACAGGGAGGGCGGCCCCGCCGACACCAGCCUGCCCGAGGAGGAGGUGAGGACACUCUUUGUCAGCGGGUUGCCUCUGGAUAUCAAGCCUCGGGAACUUUACCUGCUCUUCAGACCCUUUAAGGGGUACGAAGGGUCUCUCAUCAAACUCACCUCCAAGCAGCCCGUGGGCUUUGUCAGCUUCGACAGCCGCUCCGAGGCGGAGGCGGCGAAGAACGCGCUGAACGGCAUCCGCUUCGACCCCGAGAUCCCCCAGACGCUGCGGCUGGAGUUUGCCAAGGCCAACACCAAGAUGGCCAAGAACAAGUUGGUGGGCACCCCGAAUCCCAGCACCCCUCUCCCCACUGCCGUACCUCAGUUCAUCACCCGGGAGCCCUAUGAGCUCACAGUGCCUGCACUUUACCCCAGUAGCCCUGAAGUGUGGGGGCCGUACCCUCUGUACCCAGCGGAAUUAGCACCUGCUCUACCUCCUCCUGCUUUCACCUAUCCCGCUUCACUGCACGCCCAGAUGCGCUGGCUCCCUCCCUCCGAGGCUGGUUCUCAGGGCUGGAAGUCCCGUCAGUUCUGCUGAAUGCCGGGUCUCAGGUGUGUGAUGGUGGCCUACAGUCAGUCUUGUGGGUAUUAAUGGAGUCUUCCGAGGUGGCUACUGGGUUGAUGUGCUCUCCACAGGACCUCAGUGUGCUGGCUUGAAAAAAAACCUCACACAAGUUUGGAUUCCUCCAAGACUUUCCCACAGCCUCUAUCACACAUCUGCUCUCCUAGAAGAAAAAAAGAAAAAAAACAUACCUAGUAAUAAUAUUUUCCUCUUUUACACUGUAUAUUUGUAAGGAAGAGUGCGUUACUCCCGAAAGCAUGGUUUGACAGGCAUUGUUGUAGUGUUUGAAAAAGCUUUUCAAAUGGAACCAUAGGAAAGCAGACUUCAAAAAAGAAAAAAAGAAAAAAAAAAAAAAACAUAGAAAAAGGAAAAAAAAAAAAAACCAAACCAAAAACCAAAACAAGAGCAAGUAUUUUUGUACCAAAGCUCCUGACGAGGACAAUCUUACACCGGGUCGGACCACAGGUUUUGUGCUUGACUUUGGAGGUGUGUAAAGAAGAGUCUCAUUAUCCCCUGGCCCCGUCAGCUGCAUGAUGUCGAAGGCAUGAUGUUCACAAGCGUGAGGAUGUCGACGCACGCCAUGCGGCUUUGUAGGAAUUGUGCUCCCUCUGGCACAGGAAUUGUGCUCCGGCCGUGUUGGCAAGGCGUCUGCAGACACUACAGUAUUACUGUUUUCUUCCCAGUUGCACCAAAUGACGAGCAGGCAGGACAAUCAGGAACUUUCUUCCCCUGUUUUGUUUUGGUUUUUUAUACCUUGGGGCUGUGUUCAUAGCUGCUGUGCAAAGCUUCCGUGGGGUACACCAGCUCGGAUCAGGGAUGGGCGGACAGCCCACACAAUGUAGCAAGGUGACAAUUUGCCUCCUCCUCCUCCCUCCUGCCAUGACUGCUCCAAGCUGUUACGGGCAAGCUAAACUGCUGUAUGAAAAAACAUACCAACAAAUCCUUGGUUUGUCAGCUUCCUCGAGGCUGGACAUGAGUCCUGAGGGGCUUCCCACUAUGCUGAAGCGCUGGCCUGGUCUGGCCUGUGGUUUUAGUGCCAAUGUUACGCUGGUCCAGCCGCUCCCUGCGUGGCAUUCCCAUGUUUCCAUGUGCAAAGAUGAGAAGGGAGGCUGCCAACAUCCUUUACAGAGAUAAGAGUACCAGCAGAGAGACUGCUUGACAUACUACUUCUCCUUCUCCUUGCUCCAGGAGGAUAUUUGGAAAAAGAAGAGAGCAAACUGACCCAAAACCUCUAUCAGGUUUUGGUUUCUUGCAAAGGGAGGUGCAGAACUUCUCCUUCCACUGCCUUUCCCCCGUCUCCAUUCCAGCUGCAGGGAGCAAUGAGCUCAGCUGCUGCCCAGGCCUCGCCAUAGCUGGUUUUUCCCAGCUGUCCGUGGCCUUGUUAAACAUCAUCACCUUUUCCUUUCUCCUUCCUCUUGUCCCGUGGGUGGGCCAAAAUAAGAUGGCUGAGAUUCUGGCUGUCAGGGUGGGACAGGGGGGUGAAAAAAUGAGGUUGGCUUUUCACCAUCAGAAACCAUCCUGUUGGGGUCUUCUGUGAAAAACGGGCCUGACGAAAGUGAUGUGAGAAGAAAUCAAAUCCAAGACGAACCUCGGAGCGGCUCUAAAAGGAACGAUACCAGCGUUCCCAAGCGACGGACUAACUCUUUUAGCAAACUAUUUCCUGUACUUUGUCUCGUGGAGAGGAGAGAAGCUUCCACAUUGUCUACUCUGCUUUUGGAAAUAUGUUUAAAGGUACUUUUCUAUUGUAAUUUUUUAAAAAUAAAACCGGUGAUUAUUAUAAGUUA